UAAAAAAAAAAGAAAGAACGAAGGGAAUAAUAAUAAACAAUAAGGAAUCGGUGGUAAUGCGUGCAGGAUUAAGCCGAGUCACGUCCGGUUACAAUAAAUAAUGCGUGUUGUGCUCGUGUCGCGCGGUACCACUGGGGACAAAGUGAGGUUAUGUGUCUCGAGUGUCUUGCCCAAACGUGAAAAAAUGUAAACAAUAAAUUCGAUUUAUUGUCUCGCAUUUUUAGUUGGACAGCCGUGACGAAACGAUAGUUUGAAGUGGACAAUUGGGAAUUUUUCUUGGUGUAUCGGUCGCUGCUCUGAGCAGGGGAUUAACGGGACAAGAAUGGUUUUCGAAUCGAUCGUUACCGAGUUGCUCAAUAAAGUCCUGGGAGAAUACGUGCAGAACUUGGACUACAAACAGCUCAAAUUGAGCCUAUGGAGCGGUGAUGUAGUUCUCCGAGAUCUUUUGAUCAAAGAAAGUGCAUUAGAUGUACUGGAUUUACCAAUAAAACUAGAGUAUGGUCGAUUAGGUAAGCUUGUACUGAAGAUCCCUUUUAAGGAUAUGUGGAAUGGCCAGAUUGAUGCCAUAGUCGAAGAACUUUUCGUGCUCGUUGUCCCUUCCAGCCAAGUGCAGUACGAUGCCAACAAGGAGGCACAGAUUGAGCUUGAAGCGAAGCGUGCGGAGCUUGCAAGGGUCGAGAGAAAUAAGCAACUCGCAGACAUGAAAAAUCAAGAAAAGGUUGAUGAUUCCAUGAUGGAAAAGCUCAUUGCUCGGAUGAUUAAGAAUAUACACGUCGAAAUCAAUAAGAUCCAUGUAAGAUACGAAGAUCAUGUUUCUUUCAAAGAGCAUCCGUUUUCUAUCGGUUUCACUCUCCAUCGAUUCGCCCUGGAAAGUUGUGAUCACAAUUGGUUAUCAACUGGUAAUUUAAAAGAUAUGUACGCUAUUCAACAAAUUUUCAAAUUAUGCACAAUGGACGGCUUCGCAGUGUACUUGAAUCCGUCACCUUAUCAAUUUAGCACACUAUCUCGAGCAAUGUAUUUACAAAUGUUUUCCGAAAGCAUCGCUUCUGCUGAUUUUCUACCUGAAGAUUAUCAAUAUCUACUGGGUCCGAUAAAUGUAAAAGCGAAAUUGAAGCUGAAUCCCAAACCAGAAAUAGAUGGUAGUAAUUAUUCGAUACCGAAAGUUUGGCUGGAUCUUGAAAUGCAAACAUUAAGAAUCGGUUUGACAAAACGGCAGUAUCGCACACUAAUGCAAAUGUGCGAAGGUUUAGAAAAGGCAAAACAUGCAGCCCCUUACAGGAAAUACAGGCCAAAUUUUACUCAAUUCCGAGGACACUACGUUGAAUGGUGGCAUUUCGCAUACAUUUGUAUUUUAGAGCAAGUGAAAAUUACUAGAAGAAAUUGGGAUUGGAAUCAUAUGAAAAAUCAUCGAGAUCUGUGUAGAAAGUAUGCAAAACUUUACCAAAUUAAAUUAACAGGAAAGCCAUCGACUGAAUUAGAAGAACAGUUAACAGAAUGUGAAAAAAAAUUAGAUAUUUUUAAUCUUGUUAUUAUAAGACAGCAAAUUGAAAUGGAGGUUGAAAGAUUAGCAGAAAAAGAAAAAGAUUUGAAAGCCAAUAGGGGUUGGUUUGGAUUUUUAUGGGGAUCAUCAAAACAAGAUAAUGUUCAAGAAAUGAAUUCAGCCGUAGCCAUAAUGAAGAAAUUUGAGGAAGCGAUGACGCCACAAGAGAAAGAAAAACUCUUCAGGGCUAUAGAUUAUCAGGAAAACAGUGUUCCUGCACAUUAUCCUGAAACUUAUGAAAUGAUUGAUACUAGUUUCUUUUUGCAUGGUCUGCACAUAUUGUUAUUAGAUACUGACAUGAUAUAUCCCGAGAUUUUAAAUUUACAGUUAAAAGCAGUGCAUGCUUCUUUUAAAUCUAGACCAGCAGCAAAUGCAAUCUUAGUAACAGCAUCAAUCAGUGACUUAAGUUUACUUGGUGUAAAACAAGGAGAGAAAGUGCCUUCGCUAUUUAAUUUGGAUAAAAAUACAAAUUCCACAACUGGAUUGUUUUCGAUUUCAUACGAAAAGAAUCCAAUCGAUAAACUUUGCGGUGAUAGGAUCAUUGUUAAAUCUAGUGCUGUGCAUAUAGUUUACGAUGCUCAAACUAUUAUUGAAUUAAUUAAAUUGUUUAAAAUACAAAAUUCAUCUACAUUAAGCCAAUUGCAAGCUGUUGCUGCUGAGCGAUUAGAUAGUUUAAAAGAAGUAUCCGCUUUGGGUUUAGAGUAUGCUAUUCAGAAACAUUCUGGAUUAGAUAUUCAGGUUGACAUGCAGGCGUCACAACUUAUCAUACCAUAUGGAGGAUUGUACAAUGGUAAUGAAUCCCUAUUAGUAAUAAACCUUGGCGUUUUAAAUAUUAAUUCGCUGGAAAAACCAAAGGAUGUAGCUCAUUUGAGUGUGAAACAAUUAGUUAAUAUGGGUAAAACCGAAGAAGAUAUAUUAUCACAUCUUCGAGAGCACAGUUAUGAUAAAUUUGACUUGAAAAUAGUUAAUUUUCAAGUACUUAUUUCAUUGGCCAAUGAAGAUUGGCGAAACGCUCUGUCAUUUGAUGACAGUCCUUUAAAAGUUGUCAAACCUGUGACAUUAGAAGUACAAUUUCACAAAUGUCUUAUAACAGAUGAUGUACUAUUACCGAAAAUAAGAUUGAUAGGUAACUUGCCAUCUGUUGCGAUCAAUAUAACAGAAAAACGAUUGCUCGAGGGUCUCGCUAUCGCGCAAAGUAUUCCAAUGCCAGAAGAAGAUAACUCAUCUAACAUUCAACGAAUUUCAAUUUCAAAGUCAGCAUCUCAACUAUCAUUAUUUAAAGAAUUAUCAAAUCUUCCAUCAAUGAUUGAGAAGAAAAAAGAACCCACCAUUUCAAUGAAGCAAACAACAGAUUUAGAAGCCAAAUUUGUAAUGAAAGAAUUUACAGUAACAAUAUUGAAGCAAGAAAAGAAAACAGAAAUUUUGCCAUUCAUCAUAUUCCAACUACUUCAAUUAGAGGUAGAAUUAAUGCAACGCACUUUCAAUUCCGAAGUUAUGUUAAGGUUGGGAGGAGUUCAAGUAAAACAACAUCAUGAUACUGGAGAAAUUUUCAUGAUAAAUACUCCAAUGUCUUCUGGAAGUCAAGAAUAUCUUAUAAUUAUUAAAUUUAUUAAUAUGAAUAAGCGUUCUCCAGAAUUCGCGAUACAAGGUUCUGUGGUAAACCUAUUGUGUCUUGAAUUCACAACACUCAAUGUUUUAUUGCAUCAAGAAGCUUUGAUAAAUGUUCUUCAAUUUUUAUCAAAUGUUAACACUAAUAUCACAGCAGCUACUGCUCAAUUACAAGAAAAGAAAAAGCAACAGAAGGUUAAUAGGGUCGCGCAUUUAACAACAAUUCAGGAAGAUACAUCAACAUUUAUUAAAGAACAAAUUCAAAAACAAAGAGGAAAAACACGUCGAAAGAAGGCGCAAGUGGAAAUCGUCGAUUUUAAGGUUGCUGCAAAGAUAGGCACUAUAAGUUUAAAAAUGGUAAACGACUUCAGAGAUAUUAGCGCCUUUUACAUCGAAGGCAUUACAGCUGGUUACACUAUGAAAGUUUCUCACUCAAAACUCAAUGUUCAACUAAGCUCGGUUAAGAUCAAAGAUCUUAAUGCUAUGUCUAUUUAUAAAAACAUUGUUUCUGUGGAAGGCUCGGAGCUGCUGCAGAUCGAUGCAAUAAUGAACAAUAUUGAACCGGGCGACCUGGAUAAUAAUAAUAUGUCUAUAACUAUUACAAUGGGUUGUCAUCGAAUCGUAUUCUUGAAUGCUUUUGUCAUUUCAGUAAUGAACUUUUUGAACAACUUUCAAGCUGCUCAACUGGCAAUUGCAGAAGCAUCGGCAGCUGCUGCCAAAGCCGCGAAGACUAAUAUAAAAGAUGUGCACGAGCGAGCUUCGCGUAUUGAAUUAUCCGUAAAGCUAAAGGCUCCAGUCAUAUACGUACCAAUGAAUUCAAAAAGCGAGCACUGUUUGAUGUUGGAUAUGGGUAAUCUUACCAUUAGUAAUGUCUUAAAGAAGAUAGAAGUGAAUGAUUCUAGGUCCAAUGAUUAUCCUAUUGUCGAUGAAAUGAAUAUUGAAUUACAAAAUCUGAAAUUAUCCAGGGUAAGGCUGAACAAAGACAAAUUUAUUGCUGAAAAUGAGGUCAUGUUGCUACAGCCUGUUAGUUUUAUACUGAUGAUCAAGCGCAAUCUAUCGACGGCUUGGUACCACCAAAUUCCAGACAUCGAGAUGUCGGGUCGAUUGAAGCUCAUUAACUUACUGCUAAACCAUGAGGAUUAUAUGAUGAUAAUGGCAACAUUGAGUGAGAAUCUCGGUGAGACCGUUGAUGAGACCAUCCCAGUCCAUCAAAUCAACCGUACGGACAAGAAACAUCUAUCCGAGCAGCAUAGUCGAGUAACUACUUUUAAAGCAGAUGUGGAAGUUGUAAAAGAACGUGAUUUUGUUUCUCAAGAGCAACAACACGUACAGACAACUAUUAAAUUUGAAUUCAUAAUGGAAAGUCUUAUCAUCGAAUUGUUCACUGGCGGUUCUAAAUUGUUAAAGACACAGAAUUCGCCACUACAUUUGCCUGAGAACAGUUUAGCGAAGUUCGGUCUGUCGCAUUUGGCACUCAAGGGUCGUAUGCUCGCUGAUGGUCUACUGGCCACAUCUAUCGUAUUGAUGGAUUGUACUCUCGAUGAUACACGUCGCAAUCGUAGGAAUUCGCUUGCCAGGAUAAUGGAGAGAAGCAUCAAAAAGUCGCAAUCAGAGAAUUUAAACGAUGAGAUGACCAAGCCUAUUCGUAGUAUGCUGGAUAUCACUCUUAGGAAAGGACCGAAUGAUAUGUUUGUGGAUGUUCGUGUUUUUUCGUUCAGCAUCAUAAUAUCGCUCGAUUACUUAAUGAAAAUUAAGGAUUUCUUCAACGUCGCUCCUCAGUCCGUACAACAAACUUAUCCACAAUAUUCAUCAAAACUAUCAUGUGAUCAAACAGCGAAGAAAAAAGUUGCUCAACCAACACCUGCAUUAACAAAUUCAAUGAUGACGAUAAAUUUGCACAUAGAAAAGCCAGAUAUUAUUUUAUUGGAAGAUAUGGAUGAUAUUGAUUCUAAUUGUAUAGUUUUGAAUGCUGAACUAUUUUUGAAAGUUCGAAUAAUGGGCGAACAUCAAGUUAUUAAUGGAUCUAUCCAAAAUCUUUCGCUUUUAACUGGUAUUUACAAUACUAAAAAAAGAUCUGAUUGGAUAUACCAGGUGCUUAGACCAACUAGUAUCAGCAUAGCAGGUUCAACCCCAGAUGGCAAGGGUUUACAUGUAGAUAUUUGCAGUACGGAUAUUCACAUUUCUGUCUCUCCAGGUGUCAUUGAAAUUUUGAGCAGAGUCUUACAAACUAUUACGAAAAAGGAAGAUGAGGAUGAUGAAGUUAAAAAACCCGAACGGAAUCACGAUGGUCUUUGGAUUAUUACACCAUUUAAAGAAUCAGAUUAUUGGUUUUUAAGAACAGAAAUUGGGACAGAAGCUUAUGAAGAUCUUCAAGUUUUCAAUGCUGAUGAAGUAGAAACUAAAUGUUAUAAACCCGAAGUUGCUAUUAUUUCUGCACCUACAAUUUUACUUACUCUCGAAGCUGGUAUCGGUAAUAAAACUUUACCGAUGCUGCUACUGUAUCUUGGAUUUCAAAGUAAAAUAUCUGAUUGGAGCACUAAUACAAUGAGUAUCGAUUCAACGAUAUCAGUAGUUAUGGCAUAUUACAAUAGUCGAUUAGCCUUAUGGGAGCCAUUAAUUGAGCCUAUGGAAGCAAUGAAAAAUGGAAAACGAACUUCUACACCAUGGGAAUUGAAAUCAAAAAUUCAAUUUAACGAUAUCACAGCAAAUAAUGGGAUAGCUCCUUUAAACACAUUAUCCGAAGUGGAAUCGGAAGAAUUUUAUCAAAAAUCGAAAAUGUCUGUCGAUAUUUUAUCAACUGAAAACUUGGAGAUCACCGUUACUAAAACAUGUUUAGAAGUAUUGAAGCAUCUUGGAAAUGCUUUUUCAAAUGCUAUGGAAAUUAGUAAUAAAACUUCGACGAAAAAAGUUGCACCAUAUAUAUUGAAAAACGAGACUGGUUUAACCAUGACUUUAGAUUUAGAAAACAGUCAUUUUACGGUCGCAGAAAACGAAUAUUGUUUGAAAAACACUAAGAAUGCAUUGUAUUCAGAAGUGAUUUUGGAAUCCGGAGCAUCAGUGGAAUUAGCAACGAAAGUUAAAAUCGAAAUUCAUCUUUUAGAGCAAUUGAAGGCUGAGACCGUCAAAGAUCGAGGCUCAAAUAAAUUCAUCGUUUCAUUUAAGGAUAUUGAUGGAAGUUUGGAAAUUCCGAUACUCAGGGCAGAUAAGCGUUUCUUUUCAUUGAAAUAUCGGAAAGAAGGUUCGGAAGAAUGGGGUAUAAUUUCUGACGUUGUCGUUGAAGACGGAAGUACAAUUGUAACACUGCGAAGCAUUUUACAAGUUCACAAUCACUUUUGCGAACCAGUUUCCGUUUACUAUAUGACUAAACGUGGAAAUGAAGUUGAAAAAGUUGGAACAGUGCUUCCUGAUGAAAAGUUGAAUUUGCCAUUGGAUGCAGUUUAUACAGCAUCUAGUAUAUAUUGGCUUUUCUUCAGUAUUGAUGGUCAUAUGGUAUCCGUUGAACCAUUCAUUUGGAAGGAUCUACAAAAAACCAUUUCAAUGACGAAAGUGCUAAAGUGCGAAAGUCGGUCUAAAGUUGAUAAUAUUGCUCCUUUUUACAUUCAGGUGGUGGGUGAAAUCGAACAGGUCUAUUUUGAAAAUACCAUUCGUCACACAAUGGCCAGUACAAUUUAUAAUGUCCACCUCUAUCCUUCUGUCUAUUUGAAGAAUUUCUUACCUAUCGACAUAAUAAUUUGCCUGCCUGGCAGCAGUCAAGAGAAGCGAAUAGAAGCCGGCAUAACCGUUCAGAUACCGACCAUCGAUCCUGUAGAGUCAAUUUUGGUCAUCAAGCUACCGCAAUAUCUCGAAAAGGACUGGUCCUGUAGACUGGAUAUAUCCAAGAAUACACCCGAAUUCUCUGUUUGGUCCUUCGAGUCUUUUGACAGUGCGCAAAGAGUCAUUAUGGAUCUUGGCAUUCACACAUCUCACAAACACGGCUCCAUCAUCAUGGCUCUUUACUGUCCAUUUUGGAUGCUGAAUAAGACCGGACUUAUGUUAUCAUAUAGAAAAUCAAGUAAAGGUGGCAAAGAACAAUCAAGCCCAGUCAAGAAAAAGCUUUUCUGUAUCAAUUCUGGUCAACGGCGCGGACGACGAGGAAUGAAGAAGAGCUCGGAGGAUCAUUUGAACGUACUUUAUCACCCGGAGACAUUCAAAGGACCAAUUCUAUUUUCAUUUAAAUCUAAGGUUUUCUUUGGCAAGAAAAAAGCGAUGAUUAGGAUUGAGAAUGGCGAGUGGUCCGAUAAGUUUUCCAUCGAUGUGGCUGGCAGUAAGGGCGUCGUAUCUUGCAAGUACAAUGGAAAAAUUUAUCAAAUUGGAGUACAUAAUCAGUUGACCUACAAUUCGUUGACAAAGCAAAUAACUUUUACACCUUAUUUUGUCUUAAUUAAUAAUGCCGAUUUUAUUAUCGAGUGUCAAGAAGCCGAACGUUCAGCCGAUCAAAUUAUUCAGGUUCCACCUGGCGAAUGCACUGCACUUUGGCCUAACACAGAACAGGAGGUAAAAACUCUAAAGGCUAAAGUCGCCGGCUAUUCCGAGAAAACUUCGGCUUUCAUAUAUACGGAUGUCCAUAGUACUCUAUUGAGACUCGACAAUAAGUUCGGCGGUAUCAACGUUGACGUACAAAUUAACGAAGGUGGAGUUUACAUAUCGUUUUCAGCUUAUACUUAUGGAAAUGCUCUAGCUUUAAUAAUAAAUCAUACGCCUUAUCCUAUUAAUAUUUGGGAGAAGGGAUCCCUAAAUAUCAGAACCUUACAAUCUUAUAAUCGAAUGUUUUAUACCUGGGAAAAUCCAGCAGGGCCAAGACUUAUAAUGUGGGAUGCUGGAAAUAAAAAAGAUAUUUCAGAUACACUUCGUAAAGAUAACUUGGGAGCCUUCACGAUACCUGAUUAUAACGAAGAAGCUUAUUACGUCUCUUUCUUAGAUGGUAUACAGCGAGUAUUACUUUUUACGUCGAAUUUAAAAAUCGCUCAAGAUUGUCAGUUUGUGGGUGAUCUUGAGAUUAUAGACCAAGAUAUCACCAUAAGUAUUCAUGGUGUCGGAUUAUCACUGGUUAAUAACAUUAAUAAGUCUGAACUUCUAUAUAUGUGUAUUGCUAGCUCCGGAGUAAUUUGGGAAAAUCGUAAGUUCGUAAAUAGUGGAUGGCGUGGUUUAAAUGAACGAGAAGUUUGUCUUAUUGAAGAAGGAUACCAAAAAUAUAUAAAGGAGCUUCAAAUAGAUAAAGAAACGCACUAUCGCAUUAUGCUAGAUCCUAAAUUAGAGGUCGAUUAUUUGAACAUGGAAAUGUUAAAACCUCAUCGGCGUUACAUACGUCGCACUUUUCAAACUGGCCUUUGGUUACAAUAUCGAACGUCUGCGCAUCAAGUGCAAUUACAUGCAAAAAUUAACAGACUUCAAAUAGAUAAUCAACUCUCGGAUUGUAUUUUCCCGGUUAUUUUAGCUCCCGUACCACCGCCGAAAAGUAUAUCACAAAGUUCAGUAAUGAAACCGUUUGCUGAGUUGAGUAUGGUAAAACGUUUGUUGGAACACAGCAAUGUACAGCAAUUCCGAUACUUUAAAGUUCUUAUUCAGGAAUUCCACGUGAAAGUAGAUUUAGCAUUUAUGAAUGCUUUGAUGCUACUUUUUGAAGCUGAUGAAGCAAACGAAACUCAAGAGGGUCAAUUGUUUAAAGUUGAUAUGAAAUUGGUGAAUGAACCACUUUUGCAUCAUGUUAAUUUAAUAACUGUUGCGGAGCAGAAAAAUUUCUUUGAUUUACUACAUUUCUCGCCAUUAAAGAUUCAUAUAAGCUUCUCUAUGACUGGUAGUGGCAGUGGACCUUCUGCAGUUCCACAAGUUGUCAAUGUUUUACUUCAAGGCAUUGGUGUUACGAUAACAGAUAUAAAUGAUAUCGUUUUCAAACUAGGCUAUUUUGAAAGAGAUUACGUAUUUAUGACCCACAAACAACUAAUUUCCGAGGCUACCAGUCACUAUGCUGGCCAAGCGAUCAAACAACUUUAUGUUUUAGUCCUCGGUUUAGAUGUUAUUGGAAAUCCUUAUGGAUUAGUCGUUGGUGCUAUGAAAGGCGUUGAAGAUCUUUUCUAUGAACCUUUUCAAGGUUUUAUACAAGGGCCUGGUGAAUUCGCUGAGGGACUUUUACUAGGAGUACGAAGUAUGUUUGGUCAUACCGUUGGUGGAAUGGCAGGAGCUGUAUCAAAAAUAACUGGAGCAAUGGGUAAGGGUCUUGCUGCUCUAACCUUCGAUAAAGAUUAUCAACGCAAACGCCAAGAGCAAAUCAAUAAACAACCUGCAAAUCUACAGGAAGGACUUGCAAGAAGCGGAAAAGGCUUAGUUAUGGGCGUAGUCGAUGGUAUUUCUGGAGUUGUUAUGAAACCAUAUUCAGGUGCUAAACAAGAAGGUGUUGAAGGAUUCUUUAAAGGUUUUGGAAAAGGGGUAGUUGGUUUGGUUACAAGACCAACUGCUGGAAUUGUUGACUUUGCAAGCGGCUCCCUAGGAGCAGUACGGAGAGCAACCGAUUUAAUUGUUGAAGUUAAGAGAGUUCGACCUCCAAGAUUUUUACAACCUGAUAGCUUAGUACGACCAUACAUACGCGAUGAUGCGGAAGGCAAUAAGAUUCUUGUUGAACUCGAAAAAGGAAGAUAUGCAAACACCGAUAUUUAUAAUUUGCACAUGUAUAUAAAUAAAGAUGUCUUAUUACUAACCGAUAAAAGAAUUGCAUAUUUAGAGAGAUGCGAUUUAUUUGGGGGAUGGAAGGUUGAUUGGUCGUAUACUUGGCAAGAAAUUGAUCCACCGCCCGUAAUGGUCGAUAAAGGAGUACAAAUUAGUAUAAAAGAUACUCAAAAGAAAAGAAAACUUGGAGGAUUAUUUAGUAAUAUGGAUACAUUAAAAAUCUUUUUAAUACCAGAUUUACAAUCAAAGCAGUUACUGUACAGCAAAAUACAAGAACAACUUCGCCAAUAUGAAUCGCUAGGAUAAUUAGACCAAUAAAUUUAUAAGACACGAUAAGAUAGAGAAAAUAAAAUUUGUCUAUCAAAAAGGAAAAUCUCUUUUUACAAUUGCUGAAGCAUAAAAUAUCGCAUUCACUUAACGAAGACUGAUAACACGCUUCACGUAAAAACGAGGAUAGCCGAGGAAAAAAUAAGCUCCAAUAAACUAUAAAAGAAAGUAUUCUUCCUACCUCGACUAAAUAGAGAAGCUAAAAAUAUUGUGAUUUCAAUAAAUCGUAUAAACCGGAAAUAGCUUUU
This is a messenger RNA of Ceratosolen solmsi marchali, 10422 nucleotides long. RefSeq names its product vacuolar protein sorting 13C (gene Vps13). Gene Ontology annotation, biological process: protein targeting to vacuole; protein retention in Golgi apparatus. The transcript is spliced from 59 exons. The record is from RefSeq and is a predicted model, not a curated record. Bases 323 to 10153 code for a protein of 3276 amino acids. Lineage: Eukaryota; Metazoa; Arthropoda; Insecta; Hymenoptera; Agaonidae.